This is a messenger RNA of Lucilia sericata (common green bottle fly), 1240 nucleotides long. Its product is annotated as gastrula zinc finger protein XlCGF8.2DB-like. Gene Ontology annotation, cellular component: nucleus. Bases 36 to 953 code for a protein of 305 amino acids. Gene Ontology annotation, biological process: regulation of transcription by RNA polymerase II. Lineage: Eukaryota; Metazoa; Arthropoda; Insecta; Diptera; Calliphoridae. Gene Ontology annotation, molecular function: DNA-binding transcription activator activity, RNA polymerase II-specific; RNA polymerase II cis-regulatory region sequence-specific DNA binding. The record is from RefSeq and is a predicted model, not a curated record. The transcript is spliced from 2 exons.
GCAGGUGGUCACGUAUUUUCUGGAGUGAGCUAAACAUGAAUAUCCUAGGCGUAGAAGAUUUUGAUGCCAAUGGCAUUUUGAAUUCUUUAGAAUCCCACAAAACUUCCGAACAAGAUAAUAAUUCUGAAAUUUUAUCAGAUUCCAGCAAAGAAAAUGCCUUAUCACCCUCUACCUCAACAACCAGCUCAACCGCCAUCAGCUGCCCCACCCCAAAAAUCUAUAGUAAACCCUGCAAAUUGUCUCAACAGGAACGGCAAAACAAACGGAAAAAGAAACGUACUUCGGGUCAAUGUGACAUCUGCAAUCGUACCUUUAACGAUCUCUACAAUUUGCGUAUACACAAAAUGAUCCAUACGGGCGAAAAACCCUUCCAGUGUGAAGAGUGUGGUAAACGUUUUCGCCAGUACAAUAAGCUAAAAAUUCACUGUAUUACGCAUACCAAUGAGAAACCCUUUAAAUGUGAUAUCUGUGGUAAAGGUUUUCGUUUUCGCAAUUAUCUAUCCGUACACAAACGUCUACAUUCUGGGGAAAAUCCCUAUAAAUGUAAAUUUUGUGAAGAAUAUUUUCAUUCUCUACACUCAAGACGUUUGCAUACGAAACUUAUACACACAGAGGCGAAAACUUUUACCUGCUCGAUUUGUGGCAAAAUCUUAACGGCUCAAUGUUAUUUGACAGCUCAUAUGAAAAGGCAUACGAAUCAGCGAGACUUUAAAUGUGACAAUUGUGGUAAAUGUUUUUUUAGUCAAUCACAACUUAAGGAUCAUCAAUUGGUGCAUACCAACCUAAAGCCGUUUGAGUGUAAUGUUUGUCAGGCCCGUUUCCAGCGUAAAUCGAAUUAUACACAACAUUUGAAAAUACAUACGGGCGAGAAGUCGUAUGUCUGCUCUAUAUGCAAUAAAUCUUUUGCCCAAAAUGCCGGGCUAUAUGGUCAUAUGAAAUCACAUGCUAAAUAAAAAGUCCUUUAAGAGAGUAUUUACUGAAAUUUUUAAGCUCUUUGCUGGAGAAAACCCAAACAAGUGCUUUUUGGGGGAAAAGUUGUCGGAUAUCACUGUUAAACAGUUAGAAGUGGCAACUCGCAGAAACUAUCGUUUAAAAUAAAGCAGUGAUGUCAACUAAACGUUUUGAAAACGUCAACUGCGAGUGCAAUCGGAGUAAUUCAUAAUGAAUUGAAGCGGAAGAAACUUGAGGAAAAUAAAAAUUAAUGAACAUAAAAUUAUAUGAUGGAAACAAUAUUGUUAAA